Molecule: messenger RNA, 999 nt
Organism: Hyposmocoma kahamanoa
Lineage: Eukaryota; Metazoa; Arthropoda; Insecta; Lepidoptera; Cosmopterigidae
Exons: 1
Coding region: 1-999 (332 amino acids)
Molecular function (GO): nucleic acid binding
Source: RefSeq, a predicted model, not a curated record
AUGGCACUUUGCGAAGCUGACGAAGAUAUUCCUGUUUUCAAACGUACCACAUUACAUAAAAUAAUGCACGAGCUUGGUUUCGAUUUCAAUAAACAGGAUGGUAGAACAUUGUUAGUCGAAAGGGAAGAUAUUGUUUUAUGGAGGCGUAAAUAUCUGAGGCAAAUAAAAGAAUACAGAGAGGCUAAUAAAACCAUUUACUAUCUUGACGAAACGUGGGUAAACGCUGGACAUGUGAAGACAAAAGCGUGGUUGGAUACAACGGUAAAAAAUAAAAGGCAAGCAUUUCAAGAUGGCUUGUCAGCCGGUCGCAAAGCUCCGACAGGAAAAGGUAAAAGGUUGAUUGUAUUGCACAUUGGCAGCGACAAAGGUUUCGUGGAAGAUGGUCUACUACUCUUUGAAUCUAAGUCUACAAAAGACUAUCAUGAAGAAAUGGACGGUGAAAGAUUCCUUAAUUGGUUUAUUAAUAUAGUAAUGCCUAAAUUAGAACCAGGAAGUGUGGUUAUCAUGGAUAAUGCUCCCUACCAUUCGGUGAAAGCCGAAAAAAUACCAACAACCAUGUGGAACAAGCCGCAAAUAAUAGAUUGGCUGCAAAGCAAAGGCGUAUCCAUGGACAUGAGCUAUUUAAAAAAGGAAUUAUUAAUGAAAGUUGCCGAAAUCGCCCCACAAUAUGAUAAAUAUUUAAUAGAUGAGACUGCUAAAAGUAAUGGCAUUACAAUUCUUCGUCUACCGCCUUACCAUUGCAAACUCAAUCCAAUUGAAUUAGUGUGGGCCCAAAUAAAAAAUUAUGUUGGUGCCAAUAAGUCCACGUUCAAAAUGAGUGACGUUAAAAAAAUAUUAGACGACUCAAUAGCGUUAAUAGACGCUAAUCGUUGGAAGAACUGCUGCGACCACGUGAUACGCGAAGAAAAUACCAUGUGGCAUUUGGAUGACGUCAUGGAACUCGCAGAACAAAAUUCCUUCAUAAUAAAUGUAACUGGAGAAUCUAGCGAUAGUGAUUAG